Messenger RNA from Castor canadensis (American beaver), 3901 nucleotides. Its product is annotated as neutral alpha-glucosidase AB. Gene Ontology annotation, biological process: N-glycan processing; carbohydrate metabolic process. NCBI's taxonomy places the organism in Eukaryota, Metazoa, Chordata, Mammalia, Rodentia, Castoridae. Gene Ontology annotation, molecular function: glucan 1,3-alpha-glucosidase activity; carbohydrate binding. The record is from RefSeq and is a predicted model, not a curated record. Gene Ontology annotation, cellular component: glucosidase II complex.
AUGGCGGCGGUAGCGGCAGUGGCGGCGCGUAGGAGGCGGUCUUGGGCAGGUUUGGUACUGGCAUAUUUAGGGGUCUGCGUGGGAAUUACCCUUGCUGUGGAUAGAAGCAACUUUAAGACCUGUGAAGAGAGUUCCUUCUGCAAGAGGCAACGAAACAUACGGCCAGGCCUCUCUCCAUACCGUGCCUUGCUCGACUCUGUGCAGCUUGGUCCUGAUGCCCUCACAGUCCAUCUGAUCCACGAGGUCACCAAGGUCGUGUUGUUGGUGCUGGAGCUUCAGGGGCUUCAAAAGAACAUGACUCGGAUCAGGAUUGAUGAACUGGAGCCCCGGCGGCCUCGAUACCGUGUGCCAUAUGUUUUGGUGGCUGAUCCCCCCACAGCUAGACUUUCUAUCUCUGGCCGUGAUGACAACAGUGUGGAGCUAACAGUGGCUGAGGGACCCUACAAAAUCAUCCUGACAGCUCGUCCAUUCCGCCUUGACCUCUUAGAGGAUCGCAGCCUUCUGCUGAGUGUUAAUGCCCGAGGACUCAUGGAAUUUGAGCACCAGAGGGCUCCCAGGGUCCCUUUCUCGGAUAAAGUUAGUCUCACGCUCGGUAGCAUAUGGGAUAAGAUCAAGAACCUUUUCUCUAGGCAAGGAUCAAAAGACCCAGCUGAGGGCGAUGGGGCCCAGCCUGAGGAAACGCCUGGGGAUGGUGACAAGCCAGAGGAGACCCAGGGAAAAGGAGAGAAAGAUGAGCCAGGAGCCUGGGAGGAGACAUUUAAAACUCACUCUGACAGCAAGCCAUAUGGCCCCACAUCUGUGGGUUUGGACUUCUCUCUGCCAGGCAUGGAGCAUGUGUAUGGGAUUCCUGAACAUGCAGACAACCUGAGGCUGAAGGUCACUGAAGGUGGGGAGCCGUAUCGCCUGUACAACUUGGAUGUGUUCCAGUAUGAGCUGGACAACCCCAUGGCUUUGUAUGGUUCUGUGCCUAUGCUCCUGGCACACAACUCUCAUCGAGACUUGGGCAUCUUCUGGCUCAAUGCUGCUGAGACCUGGGUUGAUAUAUCCUCCAACACUGCAGGGAAGACCCUGUUUGGGAAGAUGCUGGACUACCUGCAGGGCUCUGGGGAGACCCCACAGACAGAUGUCCGUUGGAUGUCAGAGAGUGGCAUCAUUGAUGUCUUCUUGCUGCUUGGGCCUUCAGCCUUUGAUGUCUUUCGGCAGUAUGCUAGUCUCACGGGGACCCAAGCACUGCCCCCGCUCUUCUCCCUCGGCUAUCACCAGAGCCGCUGGAACUAUCGGGAUGAAGCUGAUGUGCUAGAAGUGGAUCAGGGUUUUGAUGAUCACAACCUGCCCUGUGAUGUCAUCUGGCUGGAUAUUGAACAUGCUGAUGGCAAGCGGUACUUCACCUGGGACCCCAGCCGCUUUCCUCAGCCCCUCACCAUGCUUGAGCAUUUAGCCUCCAAGAGGCGGAAGCUGGUGGCCAUUGUGGACCCCCACAUCAAGGUGGACUCUGGCUAUCGAGUUCAUGAAGAGCUUCGGAAACAGGGCCUGUAUGUUAAAACCCUGGAUGGAUCUGACUAUGAGGGUUGGUGUUGGCCAGGCUCAGCUGGUUACCCUGAUUUCACUAAUCCUGUGAUGAGGGACUGGUGGGCUAACAUGUUCAGCUUUGAUAAUUGAGGCUCAGCUCCCAAUCUCUAUGUCUGGAAUGACAUGAAUGAACCAUCUGUAUUCAAUGGUCCUGAAGUCACCAUGCUCAAGGAUGCCCAGCAUUAUGGGGGCUGGGAGCACCGGGAUGUCCAUAACAUCUAUGGCUUCUAUGUGCACAUGGCAACUGCUGAUGGGCUAAUACAGCGCUCUGGUGGUGUAGAACGCCCAUUUGUCCUAAGCAGGGCUUUCUUCGCUGGCUCCCAGCGCUUUGGAGCCGUGUGGACAGGGGACAACAGUGCUGAGUGGGGCCAUUUGAAGAUCUCUAUUCCUAUGUGUCUCAGCUUGGGGCUGGUGGGACUUUCCUUCUGUGGGGCGGAUGUGGGUGGCUUCUUCAAGAAUCCAGAGCCAGAGCUGCUUGUUCGCUGGUACCAGAUGGGUGCCUACCAGCCAUUCUUCCGGGCUCAUGCCCACUUGGACACUGGGCGGCGAGAGCCGUGGCUGUUAGCAUCUCAGUACCAAGAUAUAAUCCGAGAUGCCUUAGGCCAGCGGUACUCCUUGCUGCCCUUCUGGUAUACUCUCUUCUAUCAGGCCCAUCGUGAAGGGUUUCCUGUCAUGAGGCCCCUGUGGGUGCAGUAUCCUCAGGAUGUGACCACCUUCAGUAUAGAUGAUCAGUUCAUGCGGGAUGCACUCCUGGUUCAUCCUGUAUCUGAUGCUGGAGCCCAUGGUGUGCAGGUUUAUCUGCCUGGCCAAGGAGAGUUAUGGUACGACAUUCAAAGCUAUCAGAAGCAUCAAGGUCCCCAGACCCUGUACCUGCCUGUAACUCUAAGCAGUAUCCCUGUGUUCCAGCGUGGAGGGACAAUUGUACCUCGAUGGAUGCGUGUGAGGCGCUCUUCAGACUGUAUGAAGGAUGACCCCAUCACUCUCUUUGUUGCACUCAGCCCGCAGGUGCUCAAACUGCCCUACUUUCUGCAGGGUACAGCCCAAGGAGAGCUCUUUCUGGAUGAUGGGCACACAUUCAACUAUCAGACUGGCCAUGAAUUCCUGUUGCGUCGGUUCUCAUUUUCUGGCAACACCCUUGUUUCUAGCUCAGCAGACCCCAAAGGACAUCUUGAGACACCAGUCUGGAUUGAGCGAGUGGUGAUAAUAGGGACUGGAAAGCCAGCAGCUGUGGUGCUCCAGAGAAAAGGAUCUCCUGAAAGCCACUUAUCCUUCCAGCAUGACCCUGAAACCUCUGUGUUGAUUCUGAGGAAGCCUAGUGUCAAUGUGGCAUCUGACUGGAGUAUUCACCUACGAUAACCCAUGGAAUGUGUUCUGAGUUGUAGGGAAGGGUGUAGUGGUGGCACGAGUUAACCCUUUCUUCUGCCUUGGAGUUUGACCCUCCCCAGACUUCACCUUAUCCCAAGACCCAGAUUCUGUCAACAUCUGGGCAGGAUGACAGAGCUGUCCCUGAGCUCUGAAUUCUUGUGACCUCUUGAUCUCUUCUGCUCUGUGAUACCAAGCCUUUCCUUUCAUCCACCCAACAUCUGGUUGCUCUAACUCUGGAGCAUACUCACUUUCGAAGACCUGAGGACCACAAGGCUAUUGCCUCUCUUCUCCCUUCCUAAGGGCCCUUAUUCUUCCCUCUACCCCAUCCGUUUAUGCCUCUUGUGUGUUGGUGCCAUUUCUUGGAAGAAGAUGAGGGCAAUGAAUUUUAGUGUUCCUUUUCUGCUUGCUUUUCUUUUCCUACCAAACUGCCCUGCUGUCUUUUAUUUGCUUUCCCUGGCUCUACUCUGACAGCCCUCCCCUUUCUCUGCCCCACUGAUAACACUGGGACCACCCCUUACCUAGUAAGGGAUGUGUGGAUCAAAAGUGAGGUUGUUGGAGAAUGUCCUCUUCCCUCUCAUCCCAACAUUUUCUUUUUCCGCAAUUCCUUUCAGAGUUGCAGUUAUGACAGAGGCAGUUCUACCUCCCUUGUCCAUUGGGAGAGAAACAUUUCCACACCUCCUUAAAGAGGGGAUGGGCAUUAAACUUUUGCCCCCUUCUGUUCCCCUGGGCAUUCAAGAUGGAGAAAUCUGUUGUGGUUUCAUUGAAUCACGGUCACCUGUAUUUAUUGCUGGGAGAAAGCUGGGGGUUGGGUGGGGGGUGGAGAUGAUCAUGUGUACCCAGGGUUGGCCAGAAGCUCUGGGUCAGGGAGUUGGGGGAAAACUAACAGGGAACGAGGAGAAUACUUAUGGGAAUUUUUUUACUUCCUUUGGGCCCCCAGCUGUGACAGGUUUUGAUAAAAGGAGAAACA